UGCUGGCAGAGGAGGGCGCUUCAUCGCCAUGUGAACACACAAACGGGUCCAGUCUCUGCGAAUCCGAGCGAGUGCGAGCGAGUGUGUGCUGGACAGGAGCUCUUUACCGCGGCCAACGCCAUGAACCUUCGCGGCGGCAGCAGCCCACAAACCCACAGCACAGGACCACAGCACGCGAGAAGACGUUUGGUGAAGUAAAAUUUGGACUCGUGCGCUAUUCUAGUUUGGGGCCGUGCGAAAGUGAAGACGCACGAGUUUUUGUGACUGUGCUCGCGCUGACCAUCGUGGGAGCAUGUUCUGUGGAGCGAAUCCGCGCUGGACCUCUCAACUUUGUUACCCACUUUCAAGCAUCAUGACCGUCUCCUCAAAGUACAGCCCCCUUCUGUUCGUCUGCUCUCUCCUUUUCACCCCAGGAUGUGCUUUUCUCUUUGACUGGGUCGACACAGCCUCAUCAGCUCCCCUUGUGCCUCAUUUCACUGAGUGCAUUUCGAGAGAGAUGGCCACGUUCAGCUGUUGGUGGAGCACUGGCAGUUUCCAGAACAUCUCGUCUCCUGAAGAUCUCAAGGUUUUCUAUGAAAGGAAAAGCCCUGGAAAGACCGACCGUAACGAGUGUCCUCAGUAUAAUUACCUAAACCAGGAGUGUUUCUUCGACGCUAACCACACCACGGCCUGGGACACAUACUGUCUGGAGCUCCAUGUUCAUAAUGUGACAUAUGCCAAUGAAGACGACUGCUUUACUUUGCCCUAUAUCGUGAUUCCAGACCCUCCCGUGGCUCUGAACUGGACCUUGUUGAACCUGAGCCCCUCUGGCCUUAGUUACGACGUGCUGGUCAGCUGGAAACCUCCGCCCUCCGCAGACGUCAAGAGCGGAUGGAUGCGCGUAGAGUACGAGCUCCAGUACAGAGAACUCAACUCGACUAAGUGGAAAAAUUUGGAGAUCCAGUACGACCCUCAGCAGACGAUCUACGGGCUACACGUCGGACGCGAGUACGAGGUGCACAUUCGCAGUAAGAUGAAGGCUUUCGUUAAGUUUGGAGAGUUCAGCAAAUCCAUCUUUAUUCAAAUCGAGGGCAGUGGUGACGAUGGAACCAGCUUCCCCGUCAUGCUGGCACUCAUAUUUGGAAUAUCUGGCAUCUUUAUUAUCAUUAUGUUUAUCGUUGUGUCUCAGCACCAAAGAUUAAUAAUGAUUCUACUGCCUCCAGUCCCAGCACCUAAAAUAAAGGGAAUAGACUCAGAACUGCUAAAGAAAGGUAAAUUAGAGGAGUUAAAUUUGAUCCUGAGUGGAGGUGGAAUGGGCGGCCUCUCUGCACAUGCGCCUGACUUUUACCAGGACGAGCCCUGGGUGGAGUUCAUAGAAGUUGACAUUGACGGAGCCGAUUCUUCAGAGAAAGAAGACAACCAGGGCUCCGACACCCAAAGGCUCUUGGCUCUGUCCCAACAAGUCGGAAACCACAUGCAUAUAGGGAGCUCCAAUGCAACCUGCUUUCCUGAUGAUGACUCCGGCCGGGCCAGCUGUUACGAUUUAGAUCACCCUGACCAGGACCCUCUCAUCCCCAUGGCAACCCUAUUACCGGGACAGCCGGAGGAUAGAGAGGCUUCUGCCGACAGAGACCAAACCACAGCACCCCAAACCUGGGUCAACACAGACUUUUACGCCCAGGUCAGCAACGUGAUGCCGUCUGGAGGGGUGGUCCUGUCUCCUGGACAGCAGCUUCGAGCACAAGAGAACCAGGAAGAUGCCAAAAAGGGAAGUAAGAAGGAAACUUGUGACGAUAACGCAAAAGACAUACAUUUUCAGCUGUUGGUUGUGGAUCCAGAAAAUACAGAGAUUAAACAAAAUAGCACUCCCUCGACAUCACCAGUCUCCAAUGAGGGCUACCAGACCGUCCCGCUGCAAACCGUGGAUCCCAACCCCAUAGAGGAGCAGCAGUCACCCUACAUCCUGACCCCCGACUCCCCCCAGUCCCCCCCAUUCACCCCUGUGGCAGACUACACAGUGGUACAGGAAGUGGACAGUCAGCACAGUCUGCUGCUAAACCCGCCCCCACAACAACAAGCCCCGCCCCCCUCCUGUCAAUCGCAACACCCGCUCAAAUCCCUGCCCGCCAUGCCCGUGGACUACAUCACCCCGGAUCUGUUUGGACACCUCUCACAGUGAAAACAUACAGAAAAAAACAUUUAAUUAUCAAUGCCAAAUAUGUUUUCUAAAAGGGAACUGUGAAAAGAACUUGUUGCAUCUGUAUUUUUAAUGGGAUGCAGAGAGACAGUAUUAAGCUUAUGGUGUACAAGUGUUACGGACUCCUAAACCGCUUGUUAUCAAGAUUUUCCAGUCUUAAUCUCAAAAGGAGGAGGUAGUUGGUAAAAGACAAGCACAUUCUAGUUAUGGCAUUUUGAAUGAAGAUCUAUUUUUCAUAGAAAGGAAAAUGUAAAAAAAAAAAAAAAAGAAGACAACACAGCACACGUAUUAAGCAUUCCUAUGUUGCUCGAUUGUAUUGUGUUGUAUUUUUAUAUGAAAAAACAAAACUCAAAAACAGUUACACUAACGCUACACGAAGAUGAUCUUAUUUGAUUUUGGCCCGAGACCCACAUUACACUAUUUUCUGAUCUAUGUUUUAAUGUUGUUUCCUCAUCACAAACAGACCUGGAGUUGUGUUUUGUUUCACACGUUUAACACACAAACCUGCAUAUUUAGGCCGAAUUCUUCUCUCAAACAGAAAACACCUUGUGAUGUCAUGUGGCAAUACAGGAAGUGCUCCAAUGUGUUUCUAAACUCCACACACCUUCACCAGAAUCAUUUGGAUGAUUUCAGCUCUGGAGCUACCAGUGUCUACUGAACAAAACAUAAAAGGUAGAUGUUAACUUCAAAACUACCACUGCAUGACAUCAUAAGGUGGAACAGAGCAUUUUGAGCUUUGGAGAUGUAGACAGACUAAUAAUACAUUACUAAAAUAUAUGUGAGUGAAAAAAACACAACUCCAGCUAUGUUUUUGAUGAUGUAACAACGCUCUAACAUGGCUUAAAUCUCACAAGAGUAAAUUUAGCAUAAUAUUGAACCUUUAAUGUAACACUGGUUCUAUGAAUCCCCGGGUCUGGGUCGGGUUCAGACUGUUCAGGCUCGGACCGGGUCUGGUAUUUGGGUCCGAUCUAAACUCUAACAAGAAUAUAUUUUUGUGAUAUAAUAGUUUUAAAAGGAAAAUCUGUCAUUACUUACAGUCAAAGCAGAACCACGUAGUGCCUUACAGUGCACAUUGAAGGGAUAAAAAACAGAAGUCAAUUUACUUUGUGUUUAAUAUAGUAGCUAUUGUUUGGUAUUGAAAUGAACAUAUUACAUUAUGAAGAAACUGGAAAACCUAAUGUGAAAUUCAUUGCCAUUUAAGCCUGUACAUAACUUUAAUGGAGCUGUGGUAUUAGCGUGUUACAAUGGCUCGCUUGUCUCAAAAUGUUUAGGUCGCUUCAUGAAUGGCUCUUUAUGGACAAGCCAGCACAUUUAUAUUAUGAUAUGCCAAAGUACAGUAGAAGUUCGAUGUAAAAACCCUGCAGGGAUGGUCAUGUUAUGAUAUAUUUCAUACAAAAAACAUCAGUGACAUUUUCAGAAGCUGUGACGUGUUGUUACCCAUUACAUUUUUGUUAUUUUUUUGUUGUAUUUGUUUCAGUAAUUUAAGUAAUACGGUCCAAAGUAUUGAAUUCUUAUCAUGGUAAAUAGUGAGUUAUAAGGACCGGACUAGUAUAUCCUAAAAGGAGCUGAACUAGAUGCUCAUUCUUUACUGAAAAUAAAACUAUACAGAACAAAAUUGAACUUUUGCGCGGCAGUAUUAAAAUAAUCUACAUCUUUAAUCAUCAUAACGGUAUCAAAACCAGUCCCUAUUCAUGAGUUUCAGAAUCCUGUUAUACGCAAUGAUUUAUGGACUUUUCCCCCAUUCAAAAGAUACACUAUCUUGUUUUAAAUUGUUAAUCGCUACGACAACGGGCCUAAUUUUUUAUCAUUCUUGACCCCCUUGACAUCGAAGCUCGUAUGACUGAACAAAACAUCCUCAACGUAAAAAAAAACAACUGUUUUCUUAACCAGUAACACUGUAAAUACUGGGUUUUUUUUUUAUGUUUAUCUCAUUAACAGACUAACAAAUUGAAAUAUAAAAAAACAGACUUCAAAAACACAUUACAGCAACAAAUGACUAUUUAAAUCCGACAUUAAAACCUCUUUGUGUAUCGUAUUAAUGGGAUACUCAGCUUUGAAUACACAUCUUGUAUAGAGGAAGCUACAGUACUACACUUGGACAUAUCGGUGUUAUUAUAUAUGUGCAGUUCAUUAUAGUGAAGAGCCGGACGCCAUUGUUACGCCUUUACCAUCACAAAUAACAUUUAAUCAUAAACUCAUAAACAGAUACAAGUACUGCUUUUCCGUGUUCAGUUAUCACAAAAGCUCGAGUAUACGCUGACAAAUGUGAAUAUGUUAUGUUUUUGCCCCAUGUGGUCGCAAAAAAUGUCUUAAUAUAUGUUUGAAAAUGUGUUUUCUUUUGAAAUAAUCACAAGUGUUUGCUGCUCGGUACAUGUAAUUUUGUAUUCAGGCCUUUUUCAUGAAAUCCGUUCUGGGAUAUAGAGGAAAAGACAAUCGGAAAAGGUUGUGGAAGUCCAUACUGUCUAUGAUUGUAACAUUGUAUUGUUUUCUGAUUGUUUUUGUACAUGAAGAAGAAGAUUGGAAAAGCGUUUCAGAUAGAUUUCACAUGCAUCACAUACAGUUAUUGCGAAUGUGCCAUCAGAUAUGUACAGUGUAAAUUUGGCUGUGCAGUAGAUGAGGUUUAGCUCCAUCUAGUGGUGGGGUUAUACAUUACUAGUCUCUUGCAAAAAUUGGGAUUAGGAAAAUGAUUUUUUGAGAAUUUUGGGGCUAUUUUUUUUCUUAUCCUUUUUUUAAAUUAUUUUUGAAGAUUAUUUAAGAAACGCUUAACACGAAAAGGAAAUUUGUAGUUUACUAAAUACUUACAAAAUGACGUAUAUAAUGAUAACGGUGUUUGCGUAUUCAUUAGCAUGUGAAAUGUAAUCCUUUAUUUAGGGCUGUACUCUAUUGGAUGUUAUUUUAAUGUGCAAUAUACGGCUGUUAAAUUUUGCGAUAAUAUUGCUACAUUUCAAUAUACUUUCAGAUACAAUCAUUUCAGUUAUAUUAAAGCAAAUGUACAUACCUUCAUUUGUCAAACUGUUUCAAACUAAAAACUUAAGAGACAAAAAGCAAGGCUAAUGGAACGCAACAGUGAUCGUAUGUUUUGUUUCUGGAAGUAAGUUUUCCAUUCAUUUUUCCCAUAGAAAAUACAAAUAUUAAGAGAUUCGGGAUUCAAGAUUCAGCAAAAUGUGGUUUAUUAAGUAUCAAAACAGAUUUAGAGAACAGAUUUUACAUUUCAAACUUUUUUUUUUUUUUUUUUUUUCAGAAAGUCAAUGGGAAAAAACAAUGAGAAAUUUAGUUCCGAACCAGCGUUUUAGCGGCCACUGUUGAACUCCACUAAUAGCGAAAAUAAUAUCAUAAUUCUGUAAUAAAAUCUGCCUUUUUACAGAUUUUAAACCUUUUUUUGGGGGGGGACCUUGAUGUUAUCGCCAUAUAUUUAGUUUGUCGCAAUAUCAAAUUUAGAUUUUUGUUCUCACUACUAUUUGAAUAGAGAAUUUCAUUGUUUUUGUCCCAGUACUAAUCACGUUGUGUGUACAGUUGUUUACAGCAUUUCUUUACCAGAUCACUACGAGCGCGUUCUUAAUGUAGUGCAGAUUUUAUUAGGCUAGUAUUAAUGUUACAAACACAGCAAGCACUUUGUAUCCUUAUAGUGUAUACAUGUAUCGUAAUUAUUCAGAUUAACAAGAGUAUAUGUUCUAGUCGUGCGGAAUGAUAUUUUAAGUAUUAUUUUACAACAAUAAUCAAAUGAGGAAUUUUUGGCAACCUGUAGUUUUGUUUCUGCUUUUGUUUAUGGGAGAGUAUUUGACACUACCAGAUUUGUAGAGCGAUGUACUGUAAUGAGGUGUGGAGACAUAAGGGCGGUCUGUUUUGAUUUGAAUCAUUACAAGACUACAACUAAAAUGGCUACUGUAAAUCUUAGCUCAAUGUUUCUCCCUCGAUGUGAUUUUGGCAUUUCAAGUGUUUAGUGCCAAAGUGUAUUUUUUUUUAUCAAGUGUUACCUGUCUGUCAAACCUGGAAAUAAUCUGGAUUUUUGUAAGGUUUUGUCGAGUCAAAUGACGAGAUUGAGUGGGGAGGUCACGUUCACGUUAGUUUUGACUUCACUGACGAGGGCGGUGGCAUUUCUGUAACUUUUUCACGAUUUUAAUUUAAAAACGAGCCACUGGUCUGGUCAUUUGGCUGAGGUGGAGAGCCGUGCUGAUUUUGGCUGAUAUCUUUUCUGUGUGUCAUCAAAGCUUUUCAUUCAGUUACAUAAUAAACAUGUUUAAAACUGA
Molecule: messenger RNA, 6423 nt
Organism: Periophthalmus magnuspinnatus
Lineage: Eukaryota; Metazoa; Chordata; Actinopteri; Gobiiformes; Gobiidae
Gene: ghra
Product: growth hormone receptor a
Exons: 10
Coding region: 293-2158 (621 amino acids)
Molecular function (GO): protein binding
Source: RefSeq, a predicted model, not a curated record